AUGGAAAGAACAACGGACCUUUGGUCACAUGCACAUUGCGGGACUGAUUUGUCUCGCUCCUCAGGCUCUCACAACAGCUCCACAACAUCCAGAAUAACACCUCACCAACGGUCCACAAGUCAGCCGGCAUCAGCAACAAUGUCUUCCACUCACUGCAAGGCUUGCAAAAGCAUCCGCUGCUCUCCUGCUCCUCCCAAGAUCACUUGCUCAUGCCCCGUCACAACACUCCACGGCACAGUCACCACGGUCCACAGUACUACCGAACCAAUCAAGGCGGUAACCGUAGAACUUCGAGAUCCUACGACGAACAAUGUUACAGAUACCGUCACUACCCUUCAGCCAGCUCACGCCCCUGCUGAUCUUCCCUCGACUACCAUUGUUCGGUGCUGGGUCACGUUUCCAAGUACGCCCAAGUUGGUACGAAGCCGACAGCGACCAGUAUUCAAACACAUGAUCAUAUUCGCUUUGAGCGGCCUGAUUGUGGGAAUUAUCAUUGGCUGUUGGGGUUCUAUGGCUUGCUCUCAGAGCUUUGCGCAAAUGUGAUGCCCUGCACAAGUGGCGGCGAUAUGCUGAGAUAUUAUUAAGGAAGACUAAGAUUUGCUGGCUCUGGGUGUUUAUAGUGGUAGGGAGUGGUCGAAUCACUGUGUUUGGUGGCAUUUUGCGGGGUAACGGUGGUGUGCCCCAGUUGUCAAGGUCUUGUCGAUCAACAUCUGUACGCAUCUCGCCGAAUAAGAAAUCUCUUCAUGUUCACACUCAAGACUCAUUACUUCAAUUCCGGUUGCAAUCUAUACAUCUGCCCAAAGAAACGCUGAUCCCUGGUAAGCUCUGUCGUCUCAUACGCCGGAUAGAUUGGCCGGCCCCCGCCCACUCAACUUACGCGAGAUGGAUGUAUAUGAAGACGAUAACUGCCGGCAGCCUGAGUCUGAGCGCGUGUUGUUUGCUCCUCCUGAGGCGCUGUCGCACCAGAGCUCGGUUCCGUCGUUGAAGCUGUCAACGGGGGGCGGAAAGCGAAUAUUGAUCUGCUGGCGGAACUCAUCCCGUCCGUCUGUCUUGAAGGAACGGUCAAGCUUUUGCGCUCAGGCCUGAUCCUGUCAACAUCGUCCCGUGUUGUGCAUCCAGUUGUAUCCCAAGUUUGACACCUCGUUUAAAGCGAUGGAUGAUGCAGCAAAUAUGCAUGCAUGCAGGUAUAUAUCAGCCACUCGCUUGGUAACAUGCCGCUCCUCCCGCCAGUCACGUUGCGAGAUGGACUUUGACAAGACCAGAUUUUGCUACCGGGCGGGCUGGGGAACUUUUGUGGGUUGCUCGUGCGCACAGCAACCUUUUCCAAGAUUUCCGCC
This is a messenger RNA of Podospora pseudopauciseta, 1337 nucleotides long. RefSeq lists its product as uncharacterized. The record is from RefSeq and is a predicted model, not a curated record. NCBI's taxonomy places the organism in Eukaryota, Fungi, Ascomycota, Sordariomycetes, Sordariales, Podosporaceae. The transcript is spliced from 2 exons. Bases 1 to 543 code for a protein of 180 amino acids.